CUUCAGAGCUCCAAAGAAGUAAGGGAAAGAGAUGGUGAGAGGUCCAUGCUGUGAGAAAAUGGGGCUCAAGAAAGGUCCUUGGACCCCUGAAGAAGACCAGAUUCUCAUCAAUUAUAUCAACCUCUAUGGCCAUGGAAACUGGCGAGCCCUCCCAAAACAAGCUGGGUUAUUACGGUGUGGAAAAAGUUGUAGACUUCGAUGGACAAAUUACCUAAGGCCAGACAUUAAAAGAGGAAAUUUCACUCAACAAGAGGAGGAAACCAUUAUGAAGCUACACCAAAUGCUUGGAAACAGAUGGUCGGCAAUUGCUGCAAGAUUACCGGGAAGAACCGACAACGAGAUUAAAAACGUGUGGCACACUCAUUUGAAGAAAAGGAUUACACAAAAUUACGCCACUCCACAACUCAGAAAUUACACCGCUGUGAACCGACAGAGCUACGGCGGGGAUAUCCCCGCCGUGGCUGGAGAAGAAUCAGCAGCACAAUCCUACAAAUUUACGACCUUUCAUUCCAUGCAGAGCUGUGGUUCGGCUUCUUCGCCGCCCCAUUGCUCCAGUGAAAGCUCCUCCAUCGUCACGGCAGAGAACGGUGAGUUGUCGACAAAUAAUCUGCCGGAAGCCGACGACAGCUUCUGGAUGGAAGUUUUGGCCAAUGACCAAAUCGCCAUGGUAGGGAGCCAACAGGGAUUUGUAGGUGAAAUAUAUGAGGGCCAGUUUGGUAAUUUGACAAUGGAGCAGCCAGUUAAUGAGACUAUGGAUUUUUGUUAG
Messenger RNA from Cucurbita pepo subsp. pepo (vegetable marrow), 766 nucleotides. RefSeq names its product transcription factor MYB14-like. NCBI's taxonomy places the organism in Eukaryota, Viridiplantae, Streptophyta, Magnoliopsida, Cucurbitales, Cucurbitaceae. The record is from RefSeq and is a predicted model, not a curated record.